Molecule: messenger RNA, 696 nt
Organism: Ostreococcus tauri
Lineage: Eukaryota; Viridiplantae; Chlorophyta; Mamiellophyceae; Mamiellales; Bathycoccaceae
Product: 5'-Nucleotidase/apyrase
Exons: 1
Coding region: 1-696 (231 amino acids)
Biological process (GO): nucleotide catabolic process
Molecular function (GO): metal ion binding; nucleotide binding; hydrolase activity, acting on ester bonds
Source: RefSeq, a predicted model, not a curated record
AUGAAGUCCACCCUUGCGGCCGUGCUUUUCGCUUCCUUGACUGUUGGUGCCCACGCGGGUGCCCUCAGCCUCACGAUUCUCUCAAUGAACGACCAUCACUCUCAACUCGAAGCGAAGGAUUUCGACCUGACCGUGUCUGAUUCAACCGCCAAAGCCACCACUGGCGAGAAGGUUAACGUCGACGUAGGCGGCUUCCCCAUGACAGUCGCUGCGAUGAAUGCGGUGGAGACCGCGGAAGUGAGUGCUUCUCGAUCCGUGAUGAAGCUUCACGCGGGAGAUGCGAUCACUGGUGGUUCGUAUUACUCGCUCUUCAAAGGCGUCGCGGACGCGAAGAUGAUGACGCACGCUUGUUUCCACGCCAUGGCCAUCGGGAACCACGAGUUCGACGACGGCGACGCGUCGUUGGCGAAUUUUAUCGGCAACAUGACCAAUGCGACGCUGUGCUCCGCUGGCACGCAAGUGCUUAGCUCGAACGUCGUGGCCGGUCCCUCGUCUCCUCUGCUGAACAAAUACAACAAGUCGUAUACGUUCACUCUGGGCGGCGAACGCGUGGGUGUGGUCGGCGUGACGAUCAAAAAGAAAACCGAACAGUCGUCAUUCCCCGACGCGGGUACCACCGUGUCAGAGGAGAAGCGGCAGCGCAGGCAGCGAUCAAUGCACUCGUUAACUCGGGGGUUGAUAAGAUUAUUCUCCUGA